Fundulus heteroclitus (mummichog) is the source of this 3081-nucleotide messenger RNA. It is a transcript of the gene ikbkb, whose product is annotated as inhibitor of nuclear factor kappa B kinase subunit beta. The transcript is spliced from 22 exons. Gene Ontology annotation, cellular component: IkappaB kinase complex; cytoplasm. The record is from RefSeq and is a predicted model, not a curated record. Bases 173 to 2404 code for a protein of 743 amino acids. Gene Ontology annotation, molecular function: IkappaB kinase activity; ATP binding; protein binding. NCBI's taxonomy places the organism in Eukaryota, Metazoa, Chordata, Actinopteri, Cyprinodontiformes, Fundulidae. Gene Ontology annotation, biological process: peptidyl-serine phosphorylation; positive regulation of transcription by RNA polymerase II; tumor necrosis factor-mediated signaling pathway.
AGGAAAUGUGAGUAUCAGGAAGUAGACAGAAGUAGACAGUGAGAUUUGUUGUGUCGCCAAAAUAACCACCGCAUAGGUGAAAAUAUCCAGAAAACACACACAGACAGAGACACCGCAGAGUUUAGAGAAAGUCCAGGAAGACGCUGCAGAGGAGGUUUAAGGCGAGGAGGCCAUGAAUCGAAUGCCCCUGCAGCAGCCGCAGACCUGCGGGCCGUGGGAGCUGAAGGAGCGGCUCGGCACCGGAGGCUUUGGGAAUGUCACAAGAUGGCAGAAUAAGGACACAGAGGAGCAGAUUGCUCUAAAGCAGUGCCGUCAGGAGCUGAGUGAACGGAACAAAGAGCGCUGGUGCCUGGAGAUACAGAUCAUGAGGAGGUUGGAUCAUGUUAACGUCGUCGCAGCACGGGAAGUUCCUGAGGGAAUGCAGAAACUGGUGGUCACUAAUGACCUGCCGCUGUUCGCCAUGGAGUAUUGUCAGGGUGGAGAUUUGAGAAAGUAUCUGAACAUCCUGGAGAACUGCUGUGGAAUGAGGGAGGGAUCCAUUCUGAUUCUCUUACGGGACAUUUCUUCGGCUCUAACCUACCUCCACAGUAAGAGGAUCAUCCACAGAGACCUGAAACCAGAAAACAUCGUGCUACAGCAAGGAGAGAAGAGGCUCAUCCAUAAAAUCAUAGAUCUCGGCUAUGCCAAGGAGUUGGACCAGAGCAGCCUCUGCACGUCGUUUGUGGGAACGCUACAGUACUUGGCCCCCGAGCUUAUUGAGAGACAGAAGUACACGGUCUCUGUGGACUACUGGAGCUUUGGCACGUUGGUGUUUGAAUGCAUCACCGGAUUCCGACCAUUCUUACCAACCUGGCAGCCUGUUCCUUGGCACAACAAAGUCAGGCUGAAGAACGACGACGACAUUGUCGUUUACGAGGACCUCAGUGGGGAAGUAAGAUUCUCCAAACAUCUUCCCUGCCCCAAUAACCUCAACAGUCUGCUAUCUGAGCGGCUGGAGAAGUGGCUACAGCUGAUGUUAAAAUGGUCCCCGAAGGAGAGAGGAAAAGGCCCCAACGCUACGCCCAACGAGUGUUUCCAGCAGCUGGAGACGAUACUGCAGCUCAAGCUGGUCCACGUCCUGAACAUGAUGUCUGCCAAAAUCCUGAUAUACGCCAUCUCGGAUGACGAGACUGUCGCCAACCUGCAGCUGAGGAUUGAAAAGGACACCAACAUCCCGGCGGCCAAUCAGGAGCUGCUGCUCGAAGCGGGGCUGGUCCUGGAGCCAAAUGCGCUGGCCUCCCAGUGCGCCGUGGAUUACAUGGAGGUAGACGGACGACGGACAGACUAUCCGCUUGUUUUCCUGUUUGACUGCUCCUCUUGCACUUACGAACCCCAGUUUAGUCCGCGAAUCCUCCCCGAAAACGUCAGCUUCAUCCAAAAAGAUCCCAGGUACGUUCUUCAGUACAGCCAGCUGAGGAGGACUUGUGGCCAGGUGUGGCACACCAUCCGCUCCCUGAAGGAGGACUGGCAACGUCUGCAGCAAGGCCAGAAAGCUGCCAUCAUGAGCCUCCUGCGUCACAACUCCACGUUGUCCAAACAGAAGAUCGAGAUGGUUUCCAUGUACCAGAGACUGACAGCCAAGCUGGAUUUCUUCAACACCAGCCUUCACAUAGACAUGGACAAGUACCAGGAGCAGACGGCCACUGGGAUCGCGUCAGAUAAGCUUCUGAGUGUGUGGAGGGAAAUGGAGCAAACGGCCCUCAGCUGUGGUCAGGCUCAGGUGGUCGAACUGGAAGAGGAGAUGAUGAGGCUGCAGCCAGACAUCGUGGAUGUGCAGAGGCAGCCGUGGAGGAGCGGCGAGAAUUUGGACACGCUGGAAGGAAAGGCCAUGGAGCUGUUCCGCAAACUCAGAGAAAAACCCAGAGACCAGAGGAUGCAGGGAGACGGCAUGGAGGCGGCGAGUCUGGUGGUUCAGGCGGUGCAGUUCUACGAGAAGAAACUCAGAGAUUUCUACACAGUCCUCAGUAAAACUGCAAUGUGCCGUCAUCGUGUGAUGGAGCUGCUGCCGAAGGUGGACGACGUGGUCCAGAAGUUGGCCGAGAGCGAACGGGUCCUGAUGAGCCUGCAGGAGAAACGACAGAGGGAGCUGUGGAACCUGCUGAAAAUCGCCUGUAGCAAAGUUCGAAGCCCAGUGAGCGGAAGUCCUGAUGGGCUCCGGACCCCUUCAUCAGUGCCUUCUCUGUUGACCCCCAAACACAGCUCACAGCCACAGGAUGAGUCCCUUCUGGAGGAGAGCAGGACAUUCGAGAGCCGCCUCCAAAGUUUGCUGCAAGAGACCAUCCAGGAGUCAGAGAGCAGCAUGGACAUGCUGAAGGAGUGGACAUGGCUGCGAGGGGACCAGAAUUUCUCCAGCGACCUCUCCUGAUAAACGCGACUCUCUGGUGCCUCCAAGUGGAUGACGACUGGCGGCCGUUCAACCGGAUGUCUGACCGCGUGUAUAGAGCUUAACUUGCUGCCGGCACAUAUUCUCCUUUUUUAAGACUUCCAUUUGGUUGUUUGCAGAGUGUUUGAGGAAUAUGGGACCUAAAAUUAACGUUCUAUAGUACAAUAUUUUUUAUUUUUUUGUAAAAUACUUGUGCUUCUUUCUCGGGGAGAUCGACCAUCCUUUUUAAAAUCCCAGGUAGAUUCCUUUGUUAAAAACAGAACCGUUCUAAAAUAAGCUCAUUUUAUCCUCCCUUUUAAAACGCUAAAAUGAACGUAAAUGGUGUAAGGAGAGGCUUUGGAUUUAUGUGUUUCAACAUCUAUGCUGGAUUUUUUUCAUCUUAUGUGUAUUGAUACAAAUACAGUCGGCCCUAUGGUGCGUCUCCUGACCAUUGUUUUUCAACAGAAGCUUUAUUUUUAAUCCACAGUAUGUUACUGUGCAGAUGGAAGCCUUAUGGAUUAAUAUGUACCGGUAAAUAUCUUUGCACCGACACAAUUUGUUAUUUCAGGUGUUGUAGUAGAAGAAAUUAAAAGCUAUUUUUAUAAUUGGGUUGAAUCGACUCUCAGCAGUUAUUUAGCGGAUUUUCUGUGUUUAUAUCGAAAUAAAUUUUUAGGCAACAC